AUCAGGAGUGAGAAAAAAAAAGAGAGAGACAGAGAGAAGGAAGGAGGGAGAGAGCAAGUGUGCUGCUUUGAGGCGUUCCAUCAUCCACCAAACUCCUGCAGCUUCCCUCUUCCCUCCUCCUUCUCCUGGAGAGAGAGAGCAACAGAGAGAGGAAGAGUAAGAGAUAGAGAGAGAGUGGGAGCAACAGAGAGAGAGAGAGAGAGAGAGAGAGAGAGAGUCACGCUUACAAGCCAGCGGAGAAGAGACGUCAAUAGGAGGAUCUACAGAGGGAGGAAAAAAAAAAUCCUUCCCUCUCUUCUGCUGCCUCUCUUCGUGCAUCCUACGGGCAGCAAGGAGCGAAGAAGAGGAGCGAGGAGGAUCCGGCUGGCAUAUUUUUCUACACUGCUGCUUCCCCGCGAUUUUCUGCGGCCGCAUCGCAGUGGGUGGAGCGCAGGGAGAGCCGCCGAGAGCUCGAUCGGUGACACCGCUCCGCAGCAGAAGACGAGUGACCGUAGAGGAGAGCCGGGAUGCUUAACAACCUGACCGACACAGAGGAGGGGGACGGGGGAGCGCAGAGCCAGGGUGACAGUAACCCCAAGGAGAGCAGCCCCUUCAUCAACAGUAGUGAUGCUGCCGCAGAGAAGAGCCAGCAGUAUGACGGCAAGAACAUGGCCUUGUUUGAGGAGGAGAUGGACACCAGCCCCAUGGUGUCGUCUCUCCUCAGCAGCCUGGCCAACUACUCCAACCUGCCCCAAGGUAGCAAGGAGCACGAGGAGGCCGAGAACAACGAGGCUGAGUCAUCGCGCAAGAAGCCCGUCAAGGCUCCCCAGCUCGGCACUCUGAUGGGCGUCUACCUGCCGUGCAUCCAGAACAUCUUCGGAGUGAUCCUCUUCCUCAGGAUGACCUGGUUGGUGGGAAUCGGAGGUGUCAUCGGGACUUUCGUCAUCGUCUUCAUAUGCUGUACCACAACCAUGCUGACUGCCAUCUCGAUGAGUGCCAUCGCUACCAAUGGAGUAGUGCCAGCUGGAGGCUCCUACUACAUGAUAUCCCGUUCGCUAGGCCCUGAGUUUGGGGGAGCAGUGGGGAUCUGUUUCUAUCUGGGGACCACCUUCGCUGGAGCCAUGUACAUCCUGGGGGCCAUCGAGCUCCUCCUGAUCUACAUAGUGCCCAAAGCGGCCAUCUUUCCCCUGGAGGGCCUGGAGGGUGCCGAGGCAGAGGCCGCCCUGCUGAACAACAUGCGCGUGUACGGGACCAUCCUGUUGACCUCCAUGGCCACGGUGGUGUUUGUCGGCGUAAAGUAUGUGAACAAGCUGGCCCUGGUGUUUCUGGCCUGCGUCAUUCUCUCCAUUCUGGCCGUCUACGCCGGCGUCAUCAAGACCGGCGUCGAUCCUCCCGACUUCCCUGUGUGUAUCUUGGGCAACCGCACUUUGGUGUGGAAGACCUUCGAUGUGUGUGCCAAGACCAUUGAGUCAGCUAACGGGACAGUCACCACCCAGCUGUGGCGCAUGUUCUGUGACUCACCUUUCCUCAACGCUACCUGCGACAAGUUCUUCACAGCCAACAAUGUGACCCAGAUCCAGGGCAUCCCGGGGAUCACCAGUGGAAUCCUGGCAGAGAACUUGUUUGGGAACUACUAUGAAAAGGGGGAUCUGAUUGCCAGAAAGAAGAUGGAAUCAGUGGAGGAUCUGGACGACCCAUUGACCAACACAAACCGCUAUGUGUUGGCCGACAUCAACAGCUUCUUUACGUUGCUGGUCGGCAUCUACUUCCCAUCUGUGACAGGAAUCAUGGCUGGCUCCAACCGCUCCGGAGACCUGCGUGAUGCCCAGAAGUCAAUCCCCAUCGGAACCAUUGCAGCCAUCACCACCACCUCCUUCGUCUACAUGUCCAGUGUGUUUCUGUUUGGUGCUUGCAUCGAGGGUGUGGUCCUCAGGGACAAGUUCGGAGAGGGAGUCCACGGGAAUUUGGUGAUUGGCACGUUGGCUUGGCCGUCACCAUGGGUGAUCGUGAUUGGCUCCUUCUUCUCCACCUGCGGGGCGGGGCUGCAGAGUCUGACAGGAGCUCCUCGUCUCAUGCAGGCUAUCGCCAAGGACGGCCUCGUGCCCGCCCUUAGGAUCUUUGGCCAUGCAAAGGCCAACGGAGAACCCACAUGGUCCCUCCUGCUGACGGCUUGUAUCUGCGAGAUCGGCAUCCUCAUUGCUUCCCUGGAUGCAGUGGCUCCCAUCCUCUCCAUGUUUUUCCUGAUGUGCUACAUGUUUGUGAACUUGGCCUGUGCUCUGCAGACACUGCUGAGGACUCCAAACUGGAGGCCCCGCUUCAAGUUCUACCACUGGGCUCUGUCAUUCCUGGGGAUGAGCUUGUGUCUCACUCUCAUGUUCAUCUGCUCCUGGUACUACGCCAUCGUCGCCAUGGUUAUUGCCGGCUCUAUCUACAAGUAUAUCGAGUUCGCAGGUGCGGAGAAAGAGUGGGGAGACGGGAUACGAGGUCUGUCUCUGAGCGCUGCACGUUACGCUCUCAUGCGGCUGGAGGAAGGUCCACCGCACACCAAGAACUGGAGGCCCCAGUUGCUGACGCUGGUUAGUACAGACGCAGAGCAAAACGUGGAGCAGCCUCGUCUGCUCUCUCUGACCAACCAGCUGAAGGCAGGCAAAGGUCUGACCAUUGUUGGAACAGCUCUAGAGGGCACCUUCCUGGAAAACCACGACCGGUCCCAGCGUGCAGAGCAGGCGCUGCGUAAACUGAUGGAGACUGAGAAGGUGAAGGGCUUCUCUCAGGUGACCGUGUCCUCGAACCUGCGUGACGCCACCUCCCACCUCCUCCAGGCCAGUGGGCUAGGAGGCCUGAAACACAACGCUGUGCUGGUGUCCUGGCCACGCAACUGGAGGCAGGGAGACGAGCACCAGACCUGGAGGAACUUUGUUGAGUUGGUCAGAGAAACCACUGCCGCUCACCUGGCUAUGCUUGUCCCGAAGAACAUCUCGGCCUUCCCGUCCAAUGGAGAGCGCUUCACUGAGGGUCACAUUGACGUGUGGUGGAUCGUACAUGAUGGAGGCAUGCUGAUGCUGCUGCCCUUCCUUCUCCGCCAGCACAAGGUUUGGAGGAAGUGCAAGAUGCGCAUCUUCACCGUGGCCCAGUUGGACGACAACAGCAUCCAGAUGAAAAAAGACCUGACCACAUUCCUCUAUCAUCUCCGUAUCGAAGCCAUGGUGGAAGUUGUAGAAAUGCAUGACAGCGACAUCUCAGCCUACACUUACGAGAAGACCCUGGUGAUGGAACAACGGUCACAGAUGCUCAAACAGAUCAACCUGUCCAAGAAUGAGCGUGAGAGAGAGAUCCAGAGUAUCACUGAUUCAUCCCGCGGGUCAAUCCGCCGUAAGAACCCAGCCGCUGUGACCACCCAGCUGAGUGUGACCGAGGACCCGCCGGCAGCCAGCAAGGAGGAGAAGCCUGAGGAAGAGUCAAAGUCGGCCUCUUCCCCUGUGUCCCCCCCUGCCCAGGUCCAGCUCAUCCACGACAACACCACCCCAGCCAGCCCCGCGACCCCGGCCACCCCGCUGACCCCCACAGAGGGGGCUCAGAGCCCCGGGGAGCAGGUCCAGAUGACCUGGAAUGAGAAGGGUGACGGCGAGCCAGCCAAACCGCCUGGCGCAGCCACACCGGAGGGCAUCAAAGACAUCUUCAACAUGAAGCCCGAGUGGGAGAACCUGAACCAGUCCAAUGUGCGACGUAUGCACACAGCACUCCGGCUGAAUGAAGUGAUCAUCAAAAAGUCCUCAGAGGCCAAGUUAGUCCUCCUCAACAUGCCCGGGCCACCCAAGAACCGGACAGGUGACGAGAACUACAUGGAGUUCCUCGAGGUCCUCACUGACGGCCUCAACCGGGUCCUCCUGGUCCGCGGAGGCGGCCGCGAGGUCAUCACUAUCUACUCCUGAAAGAGCAGCCCCCUCCCCCACUACCACUCUCCCCGACCCCUCCCUCAGCCCUGUUCCUGUGACACCUUUACUCCCGCACCAUCAUCAACGCUGCUUCAUCGUUCUGUCGCUCUUACUGUUUAUUUCUGUAAGAUAGUCCUCUCACACCCAACCAAUAGCCCAGCUCAGCUUCAGCACCUCUCCCUCAGCUCCAUCCCCAGCAGACCGAUGAGCAGUAUCACAUGCUCCGCUUACUACACCCCUUCAUCGUAGUCCAGCAAGCUUCUAUAACUAUUGUCUGCUCUAGACUCAUUUAGAUUGCUAUCUAGAUUUGUUCUUAUAGAGACUUUAUUCUUCGCUUAGUCUGUAAUCUACUGUAGUAACCUCGCAUUGAGAUCGGACUCACUCGGUAAAGGAGGAGGUGGUGAUGUUAGGGUGUGGGUUGUUAGCUGAGGUGUGAGCGCACAUGCAUGUCUGUGUCCGUCUUUGUUGAAAUCUCUGCAGAUUUCUUAUUGUUUUGUCCUUUUUUUUUUUUUUUUUUUUUUUUCAAAUACAAGUGUGGCAUAGCAGCGGCUUCUGCUCCGAAAGAACGAGAGCCAGCUGAAAUGAGCUCAGUGUAGGAUUUGUCUGUUUAGUUCCCUCGCGGUGAUCGGACACCUCCCACAGCGCUCCAGCCUGUUGUCUUCGAUGUGAUUUAUCUUUCAAAGGCAAAAAGACACUGCUACCCACGGUCAGGACCACCAGCUGGAAGGAGAAUCAGAGUAUGAACUGUGAAAUUCACAUUGGUAUUCGAAGAAGAUUGAAAAAGGCACGUGGAUCAAAACCUGCAGUAUUAUCUUUAACCUGAUCACUCCUCAGCAUGGCGUCCUUAUAACUGUGUGUUUUUACUGUUCGGUUACCGCCAUCACUGUCUUUCUAACCCGUCCUCCGUUACAACUCAUUUUCUUAGUGGCUGUUCAUCCCCGUGGCCACUGUUAGUGCCAAAAAAAAUACAACAAGGCUAGCUUAGUUUGUAGAGAUUGACACGUAAUUAAAACUGUGAAUAGUGCGUUUCCUACCAGAAGGCUGGUGUAACAGCGGAGUGGGGAGACAGUACAAACACCCCGAGGAGAUUAUCAUUGCCAGCACCCCUCGAACCCUCGUGUGGAUCACUGUAAAUAAUGUACAAGCUCUGACGCGUUGUUCAGUAUGAGUGUAGUAUUUUUGUGACAUACUAAAAAGCUUCUAGUGGAGAGAGAAAACGUUCCCUUCGCCGAGGAGGGACAGCUCAAAAAACCGCUGUUUUAAAAAAAUUAUUUAUCUAUUUAUUUAUUUAUUUAUUGGAUGGCAUAGGCUCCUGUCACUAUGGUAACUGUCAUUGUAACCUCGACAAGCACUGCACCUGCACUGUCCGCCACUGUGCAAAACAAGUGAAAACUUUGAUGAAUUCAUCAAAAUACAUUAAGUUAAAAAAAAAUUAAAAAACACUAAAUGUUAUUUUUUCAUCUAGAGAACAAAUAAUGUAUUUAUGUUUAUAGACAAAAGUUACACAUAUUGAUGAAAUAGUUGUGUCAUUUUGAUUGUCACUCAGAUAUAUUGUUGUUUUUUUGCCUGAUUUAGAUACAUUAAAUGUGCCAUAUCAAAGUAUUUUUCAAAGAGAAAUAGUGAACAAAAGAUUCUAUUGAUUGAAUUGGAGAGAACAAAGUGUGUUGAAAAACAAGCAGGAGAAAUAAGGUGUCGACAUGAAACUAGUACUGGUAAUGACACUGUAGUUAGAAAGUCGCCCUAUAGAUCAUAAAAGAAUAGAUGUUCGGAUUUGAAGUAUAUCAGCUCUUACUGAGGUGAGACUUUGAACAUCUAUCAAUUGUUUAUUUAUGGGGUCAAGUCUAAAUAAACCGAGAGGACAAAUGGCUCCUGUAGCUGGGAAACGUCCACCAGGCUGAACUCUAUGCAGUAGACUCUCCAGUGAGAUUUUCUAUCCUCUAGAUUGGUUAAGAUUUGAGCCACACAUGUCCCCGACUGAAUGACUUGUGAGCGAAAUCAUAUUUAGGUUUAAAAAAAAGUGCAUCUUGGAAGGAAUGUGCAAUAGUUGAAAUCCGGACUCAUGUGAUCAUGUUAUUUAUUUUUUUACACAUAUAUUUUGUAUAUGUAGAUUUCGUAAGUCUUUAAAAAAAAAAAAAAGAAUCCAGAAUCAUCUCACUCUGACCAAGGACAGCUGUCACUUUACUUUAUUUGUUUCUUUUCUCAAAAGAAACUGUUUUUGGUCAUUUGCACUUGUAGUAGAAAUAUGAAUAUAAAUAAAUACGUAUAUAUAAAACAGUAUAUACAAUAUAGGGGAGCAAAAACAAAAUUAGUUUCUAGAAGUAUUUACAAACAGUAUUAAAUGUUUUUAGUGUUGCCUGAAUGUCGGACCAUAUGUUGUGAAUGCUGCUAGUAUCUAUAGAUUUAUUUGUAUUGUAAAUAGAGAUGAGUAAAGCAACAUUAAAGAUCAAGUGAAAAAGGGUAUAGACAUACAUAUCAGUGGUGGUGGUUGUUUAACUAGACGAGGCUGUACCUGUAAACAUUUGGCCUGAGGUCUCUGGACAGGGUUAGCUUUCUGUUUUAUUAGAAAACUAUACUGAAUACCUUGAUGCAAUAUUACAACUGAGGGCAAAAUCCUCCACCCUUUUAUUCUCUUUUUAAAAAAAAAAGAAUAGAAACGCUCUCUUGAUUAUAACAUCUCUAAUCCCUUAAGUAAAGUGAACCAAUUUUAACCUAACAAGAUUAAUUUAUUUAAAGAAACUUAUAAGAAUCACCAAAAUGUAUUUAAAUAUGAAUAUUUAUCUGCUAAACGUUACUGUUUGCAAAUUUUUAACACACCUACCUUUGACACCUGUGAUACUUAAGAAAGCAGCCACUCCUAGUUUUCAAAGAUUUUAGGGUGCCAAGUCAUGAAGAUUUCCUUUACUAUGCUUGUCACACUUAACUCUGACAACGGGGGUCGUUUAAAACGCUCACGUCCGUUUUUGAAGAACGCGGCUAUUUUGGGAUUGUCUCCUUCAACAUUGCCUGCAUCAACUGAGCCUUUUAAAUUUAUUCAGAAGAAAAGAUAUCUGACGUUUAUUGGAGAAGUUUAUCGGAAAUGAAUUUAUUUAUCGAAUUAUAAAUGUUUUAUAAUUGCUGUUUGCAUGGAACUAUGUGGCAAUAUUUGUUUUAGUGGUUUCUAUAGUGAUGACUUAACAUGUUUGAGGUGCAGAGUGGGGGUCAAAGGUUGUCGAAUGUUCUCAUUGAGUUACAGAUUUCCGAGAACUCUGGAGUGUUUGCCGCUCAGCCGGGCGACACGGCUCGACCUUGAAAACAAGUCUUUUGCAAAAAAAAAAUAAGAAAAAGUAUGAGUUCACUAUAUUGUUACUUGUUAUAUUUCAAUCUUGCUCAAAUAGUCUUAUGUAACGUAAUAGGAGAUUUUUGAGUUUGCGAAUGGAUGGGCCUCAGAAGUGGUCAUUUCACCUUUGUAAAUAUAUAUCACUCAAGUCAGAGACACUGCAACCUACUAGUGUUGUCUUUUGUUGUACACUGUUCUAUCACUGUGGACAAAGUCUUAGAGUUUUGUAACGAUUAUGUGCAAUAUUGUUCUCACAUUAGUACUUUUUUCAUUCUGUCACGGUUAUGUUUCUUUUCUAUAAACAACUGGAGGUGUCACUUAUUUCAUCAGCAUGUUCGUCACCAGGUCUUACAGACGAUAAAGAUCUACAGUGUUCAACCCAAACGUGGCUGAGACAGCAAAAGCACUUUAACACUGAGGGUACUCUGUGACAGGAUCAGUCUGCAGGAGUGGGAGUGUACUGACUCUAUCCCACAGUGACCUCUGGUGGCACACGAGUGUAUUACAGCCAGCCGUGGAGGUCUGACAGCUCAGACUAUAAAAUAGGAUUUAAUUCCCAUCAUCUUGCAGCAGUUUAAAACUGCAAUAACGCAGAAACCUACCUGCUGAUUUUGUUUACAUCGUUCAGCAUUUUUUUCUUCUAGCAUGCAUCACAUUUUUUUCCUUUUCUCUUGCCAAACUUCUUUAAAAAAAAAAAAAGAAUAGUAACUGUUCAAUUUAUAGUGCUUGUCACUCAAUCUGUGAGGUCAGCCUUCCCAGAAUCCUCUCCUCCACCCUCCCCUACCUCCCCCUGUCCUCACCCCAUCCGCCCCAAACCCCCCGGCCUCCCCCAUCCCAGCCACUAAAUCCACCCCAGCUCUGUAUUUUAAAUGUGAUUGCAGUAUAAUUCUGAAAAAUGAUCAAAGAAUAUAAAACUCGCGCUUCCAAUUCUGGCACCGGCUCUGCUUGGGCGACGCGAGAGAUAGUCCACUUAGAAAACCAGCACGUCCCCCUCUCCCCACAGCUGAUCCAUGAUUUAGAUCAGAUCCUUUCGCCUGCACAACUGUAGCAUGAGACAAACUUGCCGGUGAUCAUUACCCAGUCUCCAUCCUUAAAUGGAUAUUAAGGGCUCUGAAACACAUCUGUUACCGGGUUGAGGACGCUGUCCUGUUAAAGACACCAACAGAGAAAAUACAAAAAAAAAACAAGUCCCAGAUUCUGGCAGAGAGGGCACACACACACACACACACCGUCUGUAGCUGAGAUAACAUCUUACCCUUCAGUAUAUAUAUAUAUUGUCACAGAAGCAUCAGACAGACGUGCCUGAUGUCGGAGGUUAAAGCUGCACUUAACAUUUCACACAGUCGACCUCUCUGGGAGCUAAAGAGAAGAACUCGAGUGGCUAUUCACGCAGUGCAAGCAGAGCCAGGUCCCAGUCAUGUUGUGUAUCUCAGUGCAUGCAUGCAAUUACCCUGAACAAGGUGUAUUGAAAAUAUAUUGGGUGUUUGUGGUAUAAAAGUAUUUUUGUUUAUAUCAGAAACUUUUCUUUUAGUAGUAUGAAUUUUUUUUUUUUCUCUUUCCUUAGGACUGGCCAAUCAUUGUAUCCAAGAUGAAUAUUAUUAUUAUUAUUAUUAUUAUUAUAGUACAAGAUUCUAUUUUUUAUGGUAGAUUAAGGUCUUCUCAUUGUGUCAAAUAUUAUCUGCAGAUAAACUGAUUACCAAAGUAUAUUUCAGUUAACUACAUAAAUGAUGGUGUGCAAAUGUGUGCUCCAGUGACUUAAACACAGACAAGUAAAGUAAAUACUGUUUACUUUCUAAAAAAAAAUGUGUAACAAUUAUCAGUUUAAAAGAAAGCAUGGUUUCAAUAGGGUAAACCCUUGAAUGUGCCAAAGUAGUAGAGGAGACGCCUGCAAAUCCACAGCCUGUCCAAAACUGUACAUUUUACCCACUUUUCAGUAAAUAUCUGGUUAUAUUCAGUGUAUUAAGUAUAAAAAAUUGUCGACAUUCAGACGACCUUUAAAGAAAAAGUUUGACAUUUUGGGAAAUGUGCUUUGUCGAGAGUUGGCACAAAGAAACGGGGUUAACAGCUAGCCAGGCUCUGUUCAACGGUAACAACAUCCACCUACCAGCAUCUCUAAAGCUCAUUUAUUAACAACUUCUAUCUGGUUUAUUCGUACAAAAACAAGUGUAAAAAUGAUAAAAGGCUGUUUUACGGACUAGCCUAUUUCUUGGCUUGUAGCCAGCAGAGAUUCCAGGAGGUCCCGACCAAGAUAUAGUCCGGUACAUAACCCCUCAUAAAACGGCAAUUUAUCACUUCUACAUGUCAGUUUUUGUACUUCUUAAACAGAUGUGUUAAUUAUUGAGCUUUAGAGGUGUCGGUAGCAGAUUGUGUUAUCUCUGGACAGAGCCAGGCUCGCCGUUUCAACCCGGUAUCGAGUCUUUGUGCUAAACUAAGUAAGCAGGCUGCUGGUGUCGAAUACGGUUUCCCCGUCGAACAGCGUUUCUCCGCCUAAACCUAAAACCAUUAUCCCUAACCACUGAGGGCGGAGCUAUUCAACGGGGUUACACAUUUCAACAUAACACCGGCAGUAGCUUCAUAUUUAACUGACAGACAUGAGGGACCUUCUCAUUUAACUCUUGGGAAUAAACACAUUCACCAAAAUGUAUUUUCUUUUAACACUUUGAAUUUUAAAAUAAAUACAGUAUUUAAUUUAAUACGCAGUACCUCCCUCCGGAGGAACUGUCUCUCUAUCCAGGUUUGUUUUUAAUUCACUGGAGUCGUGGGAAACGUUUUGUAUGGAUGCUUGACCAAAUGUAAUGGAUGUAGGUAUAGAUGAUAUAUACAGCAUACACACAAAGACACACCUGUAUCAAAUUUCAGUAGUAUGAAAAUGUUUUUUUCAUUCCGAAACCGUUCAUUACUCCUUGAUACUGUACCUAGUCUUAUGGUAAAGCCGUAGUGUGUUCCUUUCAGUUCUGUGGGAGUGUGUAGUAUGUGUGUACAUGUGCACUUGUAACUGCUGGGGGCGGGGGUGGGAGGGGGCUACGUGUAAAUAAAUCAAAUACAGUUAGUGUGGAGGUGUUUUUUUUGUGUCAGUGUAAGUUAAAUAUUCUAAAAUUUAAAAAAAGAACGUAUUAUUCUCUAUUGUGUUUCAUGGUACAUUAAAAAAAGAGGAAAAAAGUAGUUUUAUCUUACAUUUCAAAUGCUUAUAUCUCUAUGGCUUCUGGCGAUACCCGUUCCAUUUUAUAGAUUUGUCAGCACAAAAUGCAAUAAACCAAUACCAUUUUAUUACA
Messenger RNA from Sebastes umbrosus (honeycomb rockfish), 10502 nucleotides. It is a transcript of the gene slc12a5a, whose product is annotated as solute carrier family 12 member 5a. Gene Ontology annotation, molecular function: potassium:chloride symporter activity. Gene Ontology annotation, cellular component: membrane. Gene Ontology annotation, biological process: cell volume homeostasis; potassium ion import across plasma membrane; chemical synaptic transmission. The record is from RefSeq and is a predicted model, not a curated record. The transcript has 26 exons. The coding region runs from base 507 to 3911 and encodes 1134 amino acids. Lineage: Eukaryota; Metazoa; Chordata; Actinopteri; Perciformes; Sebastidae.